UAGUCAGUCGUCACAAAUAUGUAAGGCUUCUUGCUACCGUCAACGGGUAUGGCGCCUCUUUUAUCCUGCGCACCCCUUUCGUGGGCGGUCAGACAGUCACACACAGAGAGAGAUAGAGGUGUCACGUCAAGGCUCGAGAAUCUAUGUCCCUUAAAGAAUUGACUAAAGCUCAGUGAUCGAGCUCACGGAUGGAGGUGCAUCUGAUCUGAGGCAUCUGACGACACCUUCAUCUCCUCCCAAUAGUCGACUGAAGGAGAAGGAAGGAAUGGCGGGCAAGGUUUCCAACUUCUCCCAUCUGAUACAGCGGGUCACCGCCUCUUGUUUGCUCCAUCCACUGGCCCCGACACGGCACGACUCCGGAGAGCUCGUGAGCGAUCAAGACGAAGGGGAGAGAGAAUGUGACUCUCAACAGGGAUUUGAAGAUCAAGAGGAAGUAGAAGAAGAAGAAGUGGAAGAAGUGGAAGAGAGUGAAGAAGUUUGGGAGCGGGGUAAGAGGGAGAUGAGGGCGGAGAGGCUGGUGGUGGAGAUGGAGGUGAUAAUGAACGAAGUGUUCGACACGGUGUCGGCGAUGAAGAGAGCCUACGUGAGCUUGCAGGAGGCGCAUUGCCCCUGGGACGCAGAGAAGAUGAGGGUGGCUGACGUGGCGGUUGUGGCGGAGCUUAGGAGGCUCGCGGUUCUGAGGGAGAGGUACCGGCGGAGCCUGAUUUGUCACGGGGGAGCCGGCGGCGGUUGUAGGAGGCCGGGAAGCCGCCCGGCGGAGGUGAGAGAGGUGGUGGCGCCGUAUGAGGCGGCCUUGGAGGAGAUGAAGAGGGAGGUGAAGGCCAGGGAAGUGGAGGUCGACAAUUUGAAGGAGAAGCUCCGGAGCUCGACCAGUCUUAAUGGAAGGAAUGGACGGUCUCUGUCAAAGAGGAGACUCAGUUGCAGUCAAGCUCAAGUUGCUGCGUCCCCGGCGCCGGAGCUCUUCGAAGCGACGAUGAGUCAAGUCCGGGAGGCGUCCAAGUCCUUCACCUCGCUCCUCCUCUCGCUAAUGCGCGCCGCGCACUGGGACAUCGCCUCCGCAGUCCGCUCGAUCGAGGCUGCCGGCGGUGCGGCGGCCGCGAACGUGUCGAUCGUAGGGGUCCACCACGCCAAGUACGCACUAGAGUCCUACAUCUCGCGCAAGAUCUUCCAAGGAUUCGACCACGAGACUUUCUACAUGGAUGGGAGCCUCUCGUCGCUGCUGAACCCCAGCCAGUACCGGCGAGACUGCUUCGCGCGGUACCGGGACAUGAAGGCCAUGGACCCAGUGGAGUUGCUUGGGGUGUUGCCGAGCUGCGACUUCGGCAAGUUCUGCUCGAAGAAGUACCUGGCGAUCGUGCACGCGAAGAUGGAGGAGUCCUUCUUCGGGAGCCUGGAGCAACAGAAGCAGGUGGGGGCCGGGAGCCACCCAAGGACGGAGUUCUACGGCGAUUUUCUGAAGCUGGCCAAGGCGGUGUGGCUCCUCCACUUGCUGGCGUUCUCACUGGAUCCGGCUCCAAGCUUGUUCGAGGCGAGCAGAGGGGCAGAGUUCCAUCCGCAGUACAUGGAAAGCGUGGUCAAGUUCUCGGGCGGGCAAGUGCCGGCGGGUCACGUGGUCGGCUUCCCGGUGAGUCCCGGAUUCAGGUUAGGCAACGGGUCAGUGGUCAAGGCUAGGGUUUAUUUGGUGUCCCGAGUGUGAAAUUGGAGCUGCAUUUUCCUAAUUGUAGUUAGAUCCUAUGGGAUAGCCACAGGAGACUGCUUCUUUUUUCUUCUUCUUUUUGUUUUUUUUUUUUUUGGUAGUGUGCUAGUAACUUAUGCUUAGAGCUGAGGUGUGUAUCUGUAAUGGGGAUGUGGUGACUGCAUUUUCGCUUUGACGACAUGCGGGUCCUGAUUCAGUUAAUGGAGCGGACCGUUUGAUGCAA
Rhodamnia argentea is the source of this 1919-nucleotide messenger RNA. RefSeq names its product protein GRAVITROPIC IN THE LIGHT 1. The record is from RefSeq and is a predicted model, not a curated record. Gene Ontology annotation, biological process: response to red or far red light; negative gravitropism. Bases 266 to 1696 code for a protein of 476 amino acids. The transcript is spliced from 2 exons. Lineage: Eukaryota; Viridiplantae; Streptophyta; Magnoliopsida; Myrtales; Myrtaceae.